UGGUUUAAAUUGUUUCUGUGCUGGUUGAGACUAGUUUAUGUUGAUCUGAUACUGAUCCAGCCUAGUUUACACUGGCACUGGACUCAUUUGGCUUAGUCCAGUACUUAAAUAUGUGAUUGCUUUUGUUCAAAGCUUUGAUCAGCCACUGUUAUGGGCCGUGCAUGCUGGGAUAACAGACCAGCCAUUGAGUGGAUCUGGGGCUCUCUCUGUGGAGAAAAUCAUCUACCAAGCCAACUACAGGCCAAGAGAAAUGCACUACAACAUAGAGCUUGUAAAGAUUAAACUACCUCUGUCUUUCAAUGAUCAAGUAGCACCCAUCUGUUUGCCCAGUUAUGGCGAGAGCUUUGAGGAUGGCCAGAUGUGUUUGAUCUCAGGCUGGGGAGCCACAGUGGAUGGUGGAGAGGCCAGUGUGUCCAUUCAUACCGCUCGGGUCCCGUUACUGUCCAGCAGACAGGGACUGGGUCUGACCCCCUGGAACAUCUGUGCAGGAUUCUCGGAGGGUGGUGCUGGGACAUGUCAGGGGGACAGCGGAGGGCCGCUGGCCUGUCAGGGGUCCGGGUGGACAUUGGUGGGGGCAGCCAGCUGGGCAGAGAGCUGUGGACAAAAAAACAAACCAGGGAUUUACACCAGCACAAGUAAAGCUCUCGCAUGGAUUCAGCAACAAAUGGAGAAAGAAGAGCAACAGCAACACUGAGCAUCUCGUGGUGGAUGAGCUUCUGCUGGACUGCAUGCACAUACUUCCAGACCUAAAAACGAAAAUACCUUAUCCAACAUGACUUAUGAAGGGGAAAUCAUGUUAUCAGUCCUUAUAUAAUUUUGGGUACAAUUCAUAUCAGGAAAAACAAAGCUCUUUCUCAAAGAAAUAUUGGUUUCAGUUUAAAUAUUUUUCAACAGUGUAACUUGUCUGCUAGUUGCCAAGUUUGAUCAUUAAACACCAAUUUGAUAGUACAGAUAAAAAGAUGUUUUCAUCUUUUAUCAUGUCACUGGAGAUCAAAUAUAGAAAAAAGAAAAAAACCCACUCAAUUCAAAAAGUGGACAUUGUAAAAACUAUAAUUCAAAGGACAUAAAGGCAAAAUUAAGGUUUAUGAAAUGUGGUGAGAUCAAAUAGAAAAUAUGAGAUUAUACUAUGCAUUCUAAGAAAAUAGAUAAAAAAGAGAGAUCAUCAAUGGACAUGAAAUGUAGACUAAAUUAUAGAAUGACCCAAAUGUAUAAAUAGAAUUCCUGUUGAUUCUAUUGACCAAGACAAAAGAACAGAUCUUUAAGAAAUUUACAUUUAUUUGUAAAAUAGAUCUAUUUACUGUACAUUAUUUACUUGUGCUCAAUUAUUUAUCAUUUAUGUAUUUAUGUCCAAACUUUUAAGUGCAUAUAUUUUUGUAAGUCCAAAUGUAUACACACUUAACUUGUGAUGCAUUCGUUAUCAUUCAUUAAAUUAAUGU
Carassius gibelio (silver crucian carp) is the source of this 1436-nucleotide messenger RNA. RefSeq names its product transmembrane protease serine 3-like. Gene Ontology annotation, biological process: proteolysis. The record is from RefSeq and is a predicted model, not a curated record. Gene Ontology annotation, molecular function: serine-type endopeptidase activity. Lineage: Eukaryota; Metazoa; Chordata; Actinopteri; Cypriniformes; Cyprinidae. The transcript has 5 exons. The coding region runs from base 251 to 694 and encodes 147 amino acids.